AUGCAAAUUGCUGCACUUGUCGUCAUUUCAAGACGCAUCUUCAUUCUUUUCUUUGCGAAGUUGAUCGAGGCGUUCGUCGUCGUAGUGCAAUGGAAAGAUAAUCGGUAUGAAUAUUGCACGGUUUCAUUGACAAUGAAACGCAGUGGCCCUACAGGAUUCCCUUUGCCAUCUAGUGGGCUUAGGUGCCCUGGCUCGUCGUUGGCACGCUUCCCCCACUUGAGUCUCCGUGGCGGCAUGUGCGGCACGGUAGAUGGUCAUGAGUCACCAUGA
Penicillium atrosanguineum is the source of this 270-nucleotide messenger RNA. RefSeq lists its product as uncharacterized. The transcript is spliced from 2 exons. The record is from RefSeq and is a predicted model, not a curated record. The coding region runs from base 1 to 270 and encodes 89 amino acids. NCBI's taxonomy places the organism in Eukaryota, Fungi, Ascomycota, Eurotiomycetes, Eurotiales, Aspergillaceae.